Molecule: messenger RNA, 1990 nt
Organism: Labrus bergylta (ballan wrasse)
Lineage: Eukaryota; Metazoa; Chordata; Actinopteri; Labriformes; Labridae
Gene: wrap73
Product: WD repeat containing, antisense to TP73
Biological process (GO): microtubule anchoring at mitotic spindle pole body
Cellular component (GO): MWP complex; mitotic spindle; microtubule organizing center
Molecular function (GO): protein binding
Source: RefSeq, a predicted model, not a curated record
AGCGCAGAACGAUAAUGAUUGGACAAUACGGGUGUGUCGUUAUUGAUCAACAGCUUGACCACCCGAGGACAGUUAUGCGAAGAAAAAAACUUUUCUAAAGUACUUAUUGGACUUUUGGCAGCUCAUCAGAUCUCGUAAAGCAACAUAACUUCCGCGGGAGAGAAGUUUAACCACCGAGUGCGAAGGUAGUGAAGGAAGAGCUGUAUUAUAUGAUGAAUUUCUCAGAGGUCUUCAAGCAAUCCAACCAGCUUUGUAAAGUUUCUCCGGAUGGGAAAUAUUUGGCUACCUGUGUGCAGUACAGACUGGUGGUGCGGGACAUGAGCACCCUGCAGAUUCUACAGCUCUACACUUGUCUGGACCAGAUAUCCCAUAUGGAAUGGUCUUCAGACUCUCUCUUAAUCCUCUGUGCUAUGUACAAGAGAGGAAUUGUACAGGUGUGGUCUCUAGAACAGCCGGACUGGCACUGUAAGAUUGAUGAAGGCUCGAUAGGGCUACUCUCCUCUCGCUGGAGUCCAGAUGGACGUCACAUUCUCAACACCACUGAGUUCCAUUUGAGAGUCACCGUCUGGUCCCUGUGCACUAAAGCAGUGUCUUUCAUCAAGUAUCCCAAAGCAUGCCAGAAGGGUAUAGAUUUCAGCAGAGAUGGCUGCUACAUGGCUUUGGCUGAGCGUCGAGACUGCAAAGACUACAUUAGUGUAUUUGUAUGCGAUGACUGGCAUUUACUAAGGCAUUUUGAGACUGAGACACAAGACCUUGCAGGGCUGGAGUGGUCCCCCAAUGGUUGUGUCCUGGCAGUGUGGGAUAGUUGUCUGGAGUACAAGGUGUUGAUGUACUCCUUAGACGGCCGGUUGCUGUCAACCUACAGCGCCUAUGAGUGGUCACUGGGUGUGAAGUCUGUGACCUGGAGCCCAAGCAGUCAGCUUCUGGCUAUUGGCAGCUAUGAUGAAAAAGUCCGCAUCCUCAACCAUAUCACUUGGAAGAAAAUCAUGCAGUUUGAGCACCCAGCAACCAUCAACAACACAAAGGCUGUUGUGUAUAAGGAAGUGGAGAGAAGACCAGCUGUUGGAAGUGAUGACCUGUCGCUACACAACAUUUCAAUUGGCACCACCCUCUUCAACACCCAGAGCAAAUACGAGAUCUGCCCACCGCCAGUUCAAAUUUCUGUGACCAAACCAGAUGCGGACCGAGCCAACCCAAAGAUUGGUGUGGCUGCUUUGUCAUUCAGCUCAAACAGUCGCUAUUUAGCCACCAAAAAUGACAACAUGGCCAGUGCUGUCUGGGUGUGGGACAUGCAGAAGAUGACCCUGGAGGCUGUGCUCGAGCAGUCAUCAGCUGUGCGUUGCUUUCAGUGGGACCCACGGCGCCCCCGGCUGGCUCUGUGUACUGGCAACUCCAAACUCUAUCUGUGGUCCCCUGCAGGCUGCGUUUCUGUCCAAGUCCCCACUGAAGGUGGUUUCCAGGUCCACUCACUAACCUGGCACUGCAGUGGAGACUCUCUGAUCCUGCUUUCCAAGGAGCAGCUAUGUUUGUGCUACAUGGAUACUGAACAAGAGGAAAAGUGACACUCACAAAUACACAGGUCUUGUGGAAAACAAACAACUGGAUUAUUAUUCAGUUGUUUUUUUUCAUAUCCACUUAGUGUUGAGUACAUGAAUGUGAUGACCAAGAGACUGGUCCGAGCACUCCUCCUGAAAGAUCUCAACCUUUUCAUGCUGAACUGAAAGUGUUCAUAAAGGUGUUUAUGGAGCGCUCAGUGCUGGUCACUGGGAUGUUCCAAAAAACAUAUGGACAGCACUUAUUCCUCCUAAAGGGCAAAUAAUGGACAAAUAUCACAUUUUCAAUAGUAAAAUGAACAAUUUAGCUGUAGUUCCAAACACUGUGAAAAGAUAGUUUACAAGGUAUCCUUGGUAAUAUUUAUGUUCUUUUAAUAUCAAGUGUUUUUAGUUUCUAUUGUGUAAUUAUUUUGAAUAAAUUUUGUUUAAUGAAGUAA